AUGUCUGGACGGUUUGGCCACAAGAAGAACUUUAAAAGAAACAACAAGUGGCAAGGAAAACCACACAAUGAUAACAGAGGAGGAGGAAAAAAAGAAUACCGUCAUGUUGAUCAAUUAACUGAAAAAGAAGUCGGAAUAACAGAAUAUUUGAGCGAUUUGGAUGGUUUUACUGGAAUUUUAAAAGCAAGAUUUUCGGAUUUUCAAGUAAACGAAAUAGAUUUGGAAGGUAAUGUGGCAAAAUUGACCAAUACAGAUAUUCCUAAAGAUUUCCAUCCAAAAGUUGAGAAUGUGAAUUAUAAAGAAGUUGUGGAGAGUCCGCACGAAAAAAUAUCAAAAGAAACAUGGGAAGAAAUAAAGAAUAUCAUGGAUAACCCUGAGAAAACUUUGGUGAAAAUUGGUGCAGAUGAAUUAACAAAAGAAGAAAGGAAAAGUAUACAUGCAUGUAUGAAAACACACUUUGGUCAGAAAAUAAUUGCUUCCACUCUAAACAAAGAUGAUAAAAAGUUUUUAGAAUUUCGACGGUCAACCAACAAUGAUAGAAAUCAAAGACAACAGUGGCCAGAAGAUAAAGGUGAAUAUGUUCAUUUUAUACUUUAUAAAGAAUGUAUGGACACUAUGGAUGCUUGCAUUAAAAUCAGUGACUGUGUGAGGAUGGCUACACACACAUUUAAUUAUGCUGGUGUUAAAGAUAAAAGAGCCAAAACAACCCAGUGGUUUUCAGCUAAAAAAGUGGAACCCUGGAAGCUUAUAAUUAAAACUAAAAACUUAAGGAAUGUUAAAAUUGGUAAUAUUACUUUCAAGGAUCAUCCCUUAAGAUUAGGUGAUCUCAGUGGUAAUACAUUUAGGAUAGCUCUGAGAAAUGUCGAAGGUGAGGAUGAAUUAAUUAACAAAAAUAUGCAGUUUGUUAAAGAAAAUGGUUUUAUAAAUUAUUAUGGAUUGCAGAGAUUUGGAAAUGAUAAAGAAGUACCUACUUUUGAUAUUGGUAUUAAGUUAAUGCAUGGUAAAUGGGAGGAAGCUGUAAAGUUAAUUUUAAAAUCAAAAAAAUAUGAUGACCCACAUUUGGACAUUUCAAAGGCUAAAAAAGUUUACAGUGAAACUGGGGAUGCAUUAAAAGCUUUUAAAGAGUUAAAUGUCAGUGAAAAUAAUUGUAUAGAAGCUAAAUUAUUGGAGGGACUAUCAAAAGAAGCAGCUAAUGAUUAUGUAAAUGCUUUGGAAAAAAUUCCAAGAAAUAUGAGACUUCUGUAUAUACAUGCAUUUCAAAGCUUAAUUUGGAAUAGAAUAGUUUCAAAAAGAAUUAAAGAAUUUGGAUUGAAGCCUAUUGAAGGUGAUUUAAUAAUUAUUAAUGAACAAAAGGAGAGUAAAGAUAAUAAUGAUGAUGAAGAGAUCAAGUGUAAGCAGGAAGUAAGAGCACUAAAAUUUGACGAAUUAGAAAGUUUUAAUAUUUUUGACAUUGUAUUACCAUUGCCAGGAUAUGACGUAGUUUAUCCAGAAUAUUUAAAAAACGCAUACAAAGAAGCUUUAGAAGAAUUUGAGUUAUCCUUGGAAAUGCCAAAACAGAAAGUUAAAACCUACACUUUAAGUGGGACUUAUAGAAACAUUCUUACUCAGCCCAAAUACUUAACUUGGAAAAUACUAAAUUAUAAUGAUCCCAAUUAUAAUUUAAUUUUAUCAGAUUUUGAGCAACUUAAAAAAGUUCCUGAACCUGUUAGUUUGGAAAAUGGCAAGUUUAAGGCUUUAGUGAUGGAAUUUACAUUACAUUCUUCUUCAUAUGCUACAAUGGUAAUUAGGGAAAUAAUGAAGAUUGACACUUCUACAAGCAGUCAUGCAAAGUUAAACAACUAUUUUGAUAAAGGUGAUAAAAAGAUUGAUAUUGCAGAAGAAGCCCCAAAAAGUAAUGCAGAUUAUAGUGAAAUAAUGAAGGAAAGUAGUUUAUUAAAAGAUAAAGAGAAGUAUGAAGAAUUUAAGAAUAGUAUUUUUAAAGCUAUUUGCCCAACUGAAAAAGAAAGUGAGGAAUUAGAAGAAGGUGAAACCCCAGCUAAGAAAGCCAAGGUUGAGGAAAAAGAUUCUGGAAUAAAAAUGGAGGCUUCUUUAGUUUAA
Messenger RNA from Brassicogethes aeneus, 2097 nucleotides. NCBI's taxonomy places the organism in Eukaryota, Metazoa, Arthropoda, Insecta, Coleoptera, Nitidulidae. The record is from the annotation of a GenBank genome assembly.